UAUAAGACAGCAAUAACGUAUUUUCGCAAUAAUAAAUUUGUUAUAUAAAUAUUAUAUUUUGUUCAAAAUGACGUUGUUGAGGAAAGCAUGUUGUGCGUUUGCUAUUAAUGCAAGAAGAUAUAGUUCUAACGUACAAAAUAAAAAGCCUCCGAAAAUUUUAAUCACCGGGGGUCUAGGUCAACUUGGAGUCGAGUGCGCAAAACAUUUAAGAGGAAAAUAUGGCAAAGAAAACGUUAUACUGUCCGACAUUAUCAAGCCAACCAAUGAGGUUUUUAACGAUGGACCAUACAUCUUUGCCGACAUACUAGAUUUUAAAGGUCUUCAGAAGAUAGUCGUUGAUCACAGAGUUGAUUGGCUUAUACAUUUUUCAGCACUCCUUAGUGCAAUCGGUGAACAAAAUGUACCGUUAGCAGUAAGAGUGAAUAUAGAAGGAAUGCAUAAUGUUAUUGAACUUGCAAAGCAGUACGGGCUUCGUAUAUUUGUUCCGAGUACCAUUGGCGCAUUUGGACCUGAUUCGCCGAGGAAUCCUACUCCAAAUAUAACAGUACAAAGGCCGAGAACUAUUUAUGGUGUUUCCAAAGUACACGCGGAAUUGUUAGGCGAAUAUUACUACCAUAAGUUCGGAUUGGACUUCCGCUGUUUAAGAUUCCCAGGCGUAAUAUCAAGUGAUCCUCCAGGUGGAGGCACCACAGAUUAUGCUAUAGCUAUUUUCCACGAUGUGCUGCGAAAGGGUCACUACGAAUGCUAUCUGAAGCCCGACACCAGACUACCAAUGAUGCACGUGAAGGAUGCUCUUCGCGCACUUUCAGAAUUCUUAGAAGCACCAAGCAACACGCUUAACAGAAGGGUAUACAACGUCACAUCAAUGAGCUUCACUCCUGAAGAACUGACCGACAAGAUGAUCAAACAUAUUCCAGAUUUUACCAUCACAUACAAACCUGACAGUCGGCAGGAUAUCGCUGAUUCCUGGCCCCAAGUGUUCGACGACAGCGAAGCAAGACGAGACUGGAACUGGAAACCCACCGUAAACUUGGACGAUUUAGUUUCCCUUAUGAUAAAAGAAGUUAAGGAAAAAAUAGUCGCCAAUGGCUUUUGAACAAAUAUUUCAUAAAAAUGUAUAUACAAUUUUAAUUAU
Messenger RNA from Vanessa atalanta (red admiral), 1135 nucleotides. RefSeq names its product L-threonine 3-dehydrogenase, mitochondrial (gene Tdh). The coding region runs from base 68 to 1096 and encodes 342 amino acids. The transcript has 4 exons. Gene Ontology annotation, molecular function: L-threonine 3-dehydrogenase activity. The record is from RefSeq and is a predicted model, not a curated record. Lineage: Eukaryota; Metazoa; Arthropoda; Insecta; Lepidoptera; Nymphalidae. Gene Ontology annotation, biological process: L-threonine catabolic process.